This is a messenger RNA of Polyodon spathula (Mississippi paddlefish), 1845 nucleotides long. Its product is annotated as rho GTPase-activating protein 45-like. The record is from RefSeq and is a predicted model, not a curated record. Gene Ontology annotation, cellular component: membrane. The annotation marks the transcript as partial. Gene Ontology annotation, biological process: activation of GTPase activity; signal transduction. Lineage: Eukaryota; Metazoa; Chordata; Actinopteri; Acipenseriformes; Polyodontidae. Gene Ontology annotation, molecular function: GTPase activator activity. The transcript has 10 exons.
UAACAAACGCUUUGCUUUUUGUCAGUUUGCCCGGCAGGUCACGGAAUGACAGCUUCAACACAGAUAUCCAGGGCAACGCUGGCUCAGAGGCGUCGCCCACAGCCGAGGAGGCGGGCUCAGGAGAGGGCGGGGCUUCCAGCAAAGAACAGCAUGGCUGCACGGAGAGGAGGGGGCGUGGCCACCAGUCCCACAAAUCGUGGCCGUCGGCAGUGAGUGACACGGACAGCGUGGGCGGAGGCAGUGGACUGGAGUCUCCCUCAGUCAGCUCAGCGGACAUCAGGAAGCUGCCCAGGACCUCCUCCACUGGCACCAUGUCUUCCAACGAGGAUCUGGAGGAGAAAGACUGCAAAGUGCCGUCCUUCGAGCAGGGUAUAAACGGGAUAGAGCCCGAGAUCGCGGUUUCCACGGGUCCUUUCCGGAACAUCGGUCUCUCCAAGGCUGCCCAGACGCAUCGCCUGCGGAAACUGCGCACUCCAUCCAAGUGCCGGGAGUGUGACAGCUACGUGUACUUCCAGGGAGCCGAGUGCGAGGAGUGCUUCCUCGCCUGCCACAAAAAGUGCCUGGAGACCCUGGCCAUCCAGUGCGGGCACAAGAAGCUCCAGGGGAAGCUGCAGCUGUUCGGCAGGGACUUCACGCAGACGUCCCGGGACAGUCCAGAGGGCAUCCCCUUCAUCAUCAAGAAGUGCAUCUCCGAAAUCGAAAGGAGAGCCCUCAAGAUGAAGGGUAUUUACCGGGUGAAUGGGGUGAAGACCCGCGUUGAGAAGCUGUGCCAGGCCUUUGAGAACGGCAAGGAGCUGGUGGAGCUGUCCCAGGCAUCGCCGCACGACAUCAGCAACGUGCUGAAACUCUACCUGAGACAGCUGCCCGAGCCGAUCAUGCCCUUCCGGCUGUACAACGACAUGAUGGGCCUGGCGAAGGAGAGUCUGCAGGGCACGGGGGGCCCGGGUGGGGAGGCAGUGAAGGGCCCCGAGCUGGUGGACCUGGGGCCCGACACCGACAAGGAGGUGCUGGCCUCCGUGCACAAGCUGUGUGAGCUGCUGAAGCAGCUGCCUGCCCCCAACAUCGCCACGCUGCAGUACAUCACCCGCCACCUGCGCAAGAUCUCCGAGGUGGAAGUGGACAAUAAGAUGAGCUCCAGUAACCUGGGCAUCGUGUUCGGCCCCACGCUGAUGCGCCCUCGACCCACGGGUGCCACGGUGUCCCUGUCUUCGCUCGUGGACUACCCGCACCAGGCACGCAUCAUUGAGACCCUCAUCGUCUUCUAUGAGACCAUCUUCGAACCCGGGACUUCCAGCUCCAGCAGGACCUGCAGUCAGGACUGUGCAGCCGAGGAGAACCCCGAGCUGGGAGAGGAGGGGGCCGAGGAGCAGGGUCCAGUGGACUCUGAUGACAGAGCUGAAGAGACGUGUAGGAAUUCUGUGGGCUCGUCGGGGUCAAGGGAACGCUCCCUGGAUUCCGACUCGGAGGAUGAGACUCCUCCGCCACACCUGACGAAGCAGGAGAGCGAGACGAGCACAGAGCAGCUCUGCGAGACAAUUGAGGACGAGAACCACGAGUCGGACAGUGAGGUCGCAGGGGACGAGGGGCAGGACCAGAACGGAUCGCUGGCAGAGCACAACACCAACCAAUCAAAUAACACGUUGGCCAGCCCCGCCCCCCUACCACUAGCUCGCCUGAAGGGAGGGAAGUUGGAAGUCAGUUGCAGCGAAGAACGAGAGCCUGAAUUUGUAUAGCCGCUGGUAGUCCACCACCAACAACAGAAGAGAAUAAAUAUGCUUUAUUGAUCAUAAGUUUGAAUUGUUAUUAUUAAUUCUAUUUUUGCUAACUCAAAUACAAACUGCCUUU